Molecule: messenger RNA, 897 nt
Organism: Cricetulus griseus (Chinese hamster)
Lineage: Eukaryota; Metazoa; Chordata; Mammalia; Rodentia; Cricetidae
Source: RefSeq, a predicted model, not a curated record
AUGGACCUCAAGGAUUUUACAAUAGGAAUUGUGUUACUGCUUCAGAGCACAGUUGGAAUUGUGGGAAAUGUCUCUCUUCUUUACUGCUACCUAAUCCAUUACUACACUGAACAGACAUUAAAGAACACAGAUUUGAUUCUUGCACACAUGUUCACAGCAAACAUCUUGAUCAUUCUUUCUAAAGGAUUGCUCCAUUCAACUAGAGCUUUUGGGAUGAAAGGUUCCAUCAAUCAUUUUGGCUGCGAAUUUCUUUUGUAUAUUCAAAGACUAGGCAGAAGCAUGUCCAUUGUCACUGCGUGCCUCUUGAGUGUUUUCCAGGCUAUCACAAUCAGCCCUGGGAACAGUUUUUGUUUGCGCCUUAAAGUCAAAGCUCCAAAACAUAUUGUUCUAUUCACCUCCCUCUCAUGGAUAAUUUACAUGUCAGGAAAUAUGAUUUUUCCUGUUUAUAAGUAUGCUAAGGGGAACAGCAAUAGACUGAUACAUGAGAAUGAUAUGAAAUAUUGCUCAACUGUAGGUCAUGAUGAUGUUACAAGCUCAUUAUAUACAGUGGUUUUUGUUCUGCCUGAAAUUUUGCUUUCUGUCAUCAUUGUUUGGUCUAGUUGCUCCAUGGUUAUCACUUUGUAUAGGCACAACCAACGGGUUCAACAUAUCCACAGCUCCAGUGUUUCCUUCAGAACAUCUCCAGAGAACAGAGCCACCUACCGCAUACUGGCCUUUGUGUUAACCUUUAUAGGUUUUCAUUCCCUCUCUUCCAUCUUGCAAGGUUGCAAUGCUCUCACACAAAACCCUCAUUGGUUGCUAUUGAACAUUACUGCAAUCAUUUCAAUAUCUUUUCCUACUUUGGGACCCUACUUCAUGAGCCAUGACUCCACAUUUCAAAGGUUGUGCUUUCCAUGA